Jaculus jaculus (lesser Egyptian jerboa) is the source of this 4271-nucleotide messenger RNA. It is a transcript of the gene Map4k5, whose product is annotated as mitogen-activated protein kinase kinase kinase kinase 5. The record is from RefSeq and is a predicted model, not a curated record. Gene Ontology annotation, biological process: protein phosphorylation. Lineage: Eukaryota; Metazoa; Chordata; Mammalia; Rodentia; Dipodidae. The transcript has 33 exons. The coding region runs from base 234 to 2774 and encodes 846 amino acids. Gene Ontology annotation, molecular function: MAP kinase kinase kinase kinase activity; ATP binding.
GCGGUGCAGCGGGGCGGCGGCGCGAGAGCCUCCCGAGCGACGGGCCUGACGGACGGAAGCCGCCGGCGAGGAAGUGAGUCGCGGACGCGGCGGCGCUCGACAAAGAGCGGGGGCCGCCCCCUCAGGCACUGUUACGGACAGAGGCUCCAUGUUGGGAAGCGGAGCCGCUCGUCCUUGUUAGCGGGAAUCUGGGCGCGCCGUGGGCAGAGCCGGCGGGGGCCCCCCGAGUGAAGAUGGAGGCCCCGCUGCGGCCUGCCGCGGACAUCCUGAGGCGGAACCCGCAGCACGACUACGAGCUCGUCCAGAGGGUCGGCAGCGGCACCUACGGCGACGUGUACAAGGCAAGAAAUGUACAUACAGGAGAGUUAGCUGCAGUAAAAAUCAUCAAAUUGGAGCCUGGUGAUGAUUUUUCUUUGAUUCAACAAGAAAUAUUUAUGGUUAAAGAAUGUAAACAUUGUAACAUCGUAGCCUACUUUGGGAGCUAUCUCAGUAGGGAAAAACUGUGGAUUUGUAUGGAAUACUGUGGUGGCGGAUCACUUCAAGAUAUUUAUCAUGUUACUGGACCAUUAUCAGAAUUGCAGAUAGCAUAUGUAUGCAGAGAAACCUUACAGGGUCUUGCUUAUUUGCAUACUAAAGGCAAAAUGCAUAGAGAUAUUAAAGGUGCAAAUAUUUUAUUAACAGACCAUGGUGAUGUAAAAUUAGCUGAUUUUGGUGUAGCAGCAAAAAUAACAGCUACUAUUGCAAAGAGAAAAUCUUUCAUUGGCACCCCUUAUUGGAUGGCCCCAGAAGUUGCAGCCGUGGAGAAGAAUGGUGGCUACAACCAACUCUGUGAUAUCUGGGCAGUAGGAAUAACAGCUAUUGAACUUGGAGAACUUCAACCACCUAUGUUUGAUCUUCAUCCAAUGAGGGCUCUCUUUUUAAUGUCAAAAAGUAAUUUUCAACCUCCAAAACUAAAGGACAAAACAAAAUGGUCAUCAACAUUCCAUAAUUUUGUCAAAAUAGCACUAACUAAAAACCCCAAAAAAAGACCAACUGCUGAAAGACUUCUGACUCAUACUUUUGUUGGGCAGCCAGGUCUCUCUAGAGCCCUAGCAGUUGAAUUGUUGGACAAAAUGAACAACCCAGACAACCAUGCACAUUACACUGAAGGAGAUGAUGACGACUUUGAGCCCCAUGCAAUUAUUCGUCAUACCAUUAGAUCUACAAACAGGAAUGCCAGAGCUGAACGGACAGCUUCAGAAAUAAAUUUUGACAAAUUACAGUUUGAACCCCCUCUGAGAAAAGAAACAGAAGCACGGGAUGAGAUGGGAAUAUCAUCAGACCCAAACUUCAUAUUACAUUGGAAUCCCUUUGUGGAUGGCAUAAAUACUGGCAAAUCAACUUCAAAACGUGCAAUACCACCUCCCCUACCUCCUAAGCCAAGGAUAAGCAGUUAUCCUGAAGACAACCUACUUGAUGAAGAAAAAUCAUUGACUGUAAAGCGUUGUCCUGAUUCAGAGAACAGAGCUCCCCAAAUUCUCAGAAGACAGAGUAGCCCAAGUUGUGUUCCUGUAGCAGACACAUCCUCUAUGGGAAAUGGUGAUGGUAUUUCAAAACUGAUGAGUGAAAAUACAGAAGGAUCAGCACAAGCACCACAGUUACCACGAAAAAAGGACAAGCGAGACUUCCCUAAACCAGCAAUUAAUGGCCUUCCACCCACCCCAAAAGUGCUGAUGGGAGCAUGUUUUUCAAAAGUUUUUGAUGGCUGCCCUUUGAAAAUUAAUUGUGCCACAUCAUGGAUACAUCCUGAUACAAAAGAUCAGUACAUUAUUUUUGGAACUGAAGAUGGUAUUUACACAUUGAAUCUCAAUGAGCUACAUGAGGCAACUAUGGAACAGUUAUUUCCACGAAAAUGUACUUGGCUGUAUGUUAUCAAUAAUACUUUAAUGUCAUUAUCAGAAGGAAAAACCUUUCAACUCUACUCUCAUAAUCUUAUUGCUUUGUUUGAACAAGCCAAAAAACCAGGACUGGCUGCCCAUAUUCAAACUCAUAGGUUUCCAGACCGUAUACUACCAAGAAAAUUUGCCUUAACAACAAAGAUUCCUGAUACAAAAGGCUGCCACAAAUGUUGCAUAGUCAGAAACCCUUACACAGGACAUAAAUACCUUUGUGGAGCUUUACAGUCUGGAAUUGUUUUACUUCAGUGGUAUGAACCAAUGCAGAAAUUCAUGUUGAUAAAGCACUUUGAUUUUCCUUUACCAAGUCCUUUGAAUGUUUUUGAAAUGCUAGUGAUACCAGAACAGGAAUACCCCAUGGUCUGUGUAGCUAUUAGUAAAGGCACAGAAUCAAAUCAAGUAGUUCAGUUUGAGACAAUCAAUUUGAACUCUGCAUCUUCGUGGUUUACAGAAAUUGGUGCAGGCAGCCAACAGCUUGAUUCCAUUCAUGUAACACAGUUGGAAAGAGACACUGUUUUGGUGUGUUUAGACAAAUUUGUAAAAAUUGUAAAUCUACAAGGAAAACUAAAAUCAAGUAAGAAAUUGGCCUCUGAGCUAAGUUUUGAUUUUCGCAUUGAAUCUGUAGUAUGCCUUCAAGACAGUGUGUUAGCUUUCUGGAAACAUGGGAUGCAAGGUAAAAGCUUCAAAUCUGAUGAGGUUACCCAGGAAAUUUCAGAUGAAACAAGAGUUUUCCGCUUACUGGGGUCAGACAGAGUUGUCGUUUUAGAAAGUAGACCAACAGAAAAUCCUACUGCACACAGCAAUCUCUACAUCUUGGCUGGACAUGAAAAUAGUUACUAAGCAACAGAAAAUAAUUUCAAAUGAUAGGAAAAUGAAUUUACUCCAUUGGAAGCAAGAGUAUUUUAAGGGAAUUCAGUGCAGACUGCAGUAUGAUUAGCUUUAACUGUCAUGGGUUAUAUCUCACAUGAUCUGUAUGUUAAGGUAGAAUUCAAUAUUUUCUAUAGCUGGAAACAGCUAGUCAUCUCUUGCCACUGUGUGGUGGUUAUAUCAAGUUUGCUUAAUAAAAGCUAUGAGACAAAUACUCCUCUAGUUCAAGGAAACACAGUCUUUUUUAAAAAAAAUAAUAAUGUUUAUAACAAAGGUGCCAUGGUGUUUUUGAAUAACUUGUGAUUAUCUUCACAGAGAUAAAUUUAGUGAACGUUCUAUCAUUUUAUACCAUGUCUUAUUCCUUAGUGGACAUAAUUUGAUAAAGAAAUUAUCAAACAAGCUUUUUACUUUUACAUUGGUCAUUCUGACUGUUUUUGUAAAAUAGAAUAUUUAAUCCUUAUUUAUUAAUCUCUUGCUGGAGUGGUGUAAUGUAUCUAACUUUUAGUAAAGGAAGGUUGCAGAGCAGCUUAAAUUUUUUUAUAAUAUAUGAAAUUUUGUUUACCUUUUCAGAAGAGUACUUCAGGGGUUAAAGGUAGUGUGUUUAGGGGUUCAACACAUGCAUUUUCAUUUAACAGAAGUACCUUAUAAUACAGUUUCAUACAGGAUUGCCUUAAAAGGUAAUUUUGUGUUUUCAACUACAAAUAGUUGUAAGGGAUCAUGCAAAAGCUAUUGAUGGAUGAAAAAUCCACAGAUAGGGUGUGUAAUGUCUAAGUAUGACUACCAUGUAUAUGUACUUUUGACAAGCAGUAUGAUAUACCUGUGAUUUUUUUUUUACAUUAGGGAUAAUACAUAAGAAAUUAAUCUUCAUAUAUAUUAUCAUCCCUAAUGUAGAAAAGUAUUUAACUGCCCAUGUUAUGUAUUUGACGUAUACUAUGCCAGAGGGGGAACUGUAAAACAAUUGCACAUGUAAUCUUGGGAUUUUUCACAUAUGUGUUUGUUUUGUAUAGGUUUAAGAAAAAAAAUAAUGAAAUUAAAUUCCUGAUGGGAUAGUUUAAAUGAGUAUUGUUUUUUAAAAAAGUAUUAUAAAUUUGAAAGGAUAUGGCCAUUUUAGUUCAUUUUUCUUUACUGUUUUUAAUAUUCAAAAUUAAAAUGUUACAUUGGUAUCUGCUGUCUUAAUGCAUUUAUUGAGAACAGCUGCAUUAAGAUGGUGAAUAAGAGGCUACUAAUGAAACUAUAGAAUUAGUCUGACCAAUUACUUGACAGGAAGAUAGUGUAUCUAUCUCAUUCAAUCUUUAGCAGUUUUAUAAAAUACAUAUUUUCAUGUCCCAUUUUUUUUCAGAUAAGGAAAUGAGGGUUUAACAAAGUUAAAUAACUCACCCAAUUUAUACAAGUUAGUUCUUGAGCCAGACCAUGAGUCUUCUGACUCUGUUCACUAUGCAAUAUAUAAGUAAUAAAAUGUUAUACAAACAA